AUAUAUAUUUUUGGUAUAUCUUGUAUAGAGGAGAUCAAAAUCUUUGAUGGCUCAACCGGCAGAAAAAAAUAAGGCAGAUGCAGCAUAUUUAAGAGGAGAUUUUAAGACAGCAGAGGCUUUAUAUACACAGGCACUUUUAAAGUCACCAGAUGAUGAACGACUUUGGACAAACCGUGCACAAACAUAUCUUCAACUUAGUCGAUGGCAGGAAGCAAUAAAUGAUUGUUCAGAAGCUUUGAAAAGAAAUCCGUAUAAUUUAAAAGCACUUUUUCGGCGUGGAAAAGCUUAUGAACAACAAGGAGAUAUUAAAGCAGCAAGAGAAGAUUGGAAUAAGGUUUUAGUUCGAGAUCCAGAAAAUCAGACGAUUCAAGAAGCAUUGCAUCUAUUAAACAAAACUAAUAUAAAUUGUGCGGAUGAAAAAGUGGUAAAAAGAAUACCAAUUGCUAUUAAAGAGGUUGAAACGUUGCCUUCAUGGGCAGAAAAUCAAUAUCAACAUAAUUUUAGUACAAAGGAAUAUAAUUCAUCAUCAAAUGGUGUGAAAUGUGAAAGAUCAAUAAAAGAAGAAAUACCAACAUUACAAAUACUUGAACAAAAACUUAGAAUAAUGGAAGAAACAGAAAUAUUAAAACAUCAAAAACUUAUGUAUUUUUUUUCUAUUAACUAUACGAUACUACCUCGUCUUUUUGGUACAGCAGGACUAGAGGGUAUUUUUUUAGAAACCUUUUUACACUCAAUUAAGUAUGCAUAUCAACAAGAAGAUAAAACUAAAUGGUGGAAACAAAGUCUUGGUAUUCUUCAAGAAUUAUCUCGCUGUUCUCGGUUUGACCUUGCAAUAUUGUUUGUAAAACGAACAAUAUUGGAAGAUAUGAAUCAAUUAUUUGAAAAAGCAUUAACAGGAAUGGAAGAAAAGAUAAAAGAAUCAUACAUAAUGAUUUGGAAAACAUGGAUGAAUCAAUAA
Molecule: messenger RNA, 958 nt
Organism: Pneumocystis carinii B80
Lineage: Eukaryota; Fungi; Ascomycota; Pneumocystomycetes; Pneumocystales; Pneumocystaceae
Exons: 4
Coding region: 47-958 (303 amino acids)
Molecular function (GO): protein binding
Source: RefSeq, a predicted model, not a curated record